Messenger RNA from Liolophura sinensis, 2410 nucleotides. Its product is annotated as EARP-interacting protein homolog. The record is from RefSeq and is a predicted model, not a curated record. Gene Ontology annotation, biological process: protein ubiquitination. The transcript is spliced from 9 exons. Gene Ontology annotation, molecular function: protein binding. The coding region runs from base 1 to 1152 and encodes 383 amino acids. NCBI's taxonomy places the organism in Eukaryota, Metazoa, Mollusca, Polyplacophora, Chitonida, Chitonidae.
AUGGAGGACGAAGCACCUGUCAUUUAUGGACUUGAGUUUCAGGCACGGGCUCUAUCUGCACAGGUGGCAGAGACAGACAGCAUACGAUUCCUGGUGGGAACCCAGUCAUUGAGGGCAGAAAACCAGGUACACCAUAUAGACUUUGAUGAUGAGAAUAAUGUAAUCAAUAAGAAUGUAUUUAUGCACAGAGAGGGGGAAAUCUGGCAUCUCUCCUCUUGUACUUUUGACAAGAAUCUCCUCACAACUUGCUACAAUAAAACAAGUGAUGCAAAGACAGAGAUUCAGGCUGCUGUGUGGCGUCUGCCAUCAGACUUUGAUACCAGCAGUUCAGAUGACUCUACUACCAACAUUCAGCCUUUAGAACUUGUCUGUCACCUCAACAGUGACGAAUUUGGGGAUAUGAAAAGCAUUCUGUGGCAUCCAACAGGAGACAGCAAAGCAGCUUUAGGAAUUGCAGAUGGUCAUAUAUUAUUAUGGGACGUGGACUCUCAUUCAGCCACAGCAAAGUUAAAAGAUUCAGCAUCUCUGGAGGGCAAAGGCCAUCCAAAGUUGACCAGUGGGAAGUGGAACCCUCACCAUAAUUGUUCACAGAUCGCAACGGCCAAUGACACAACAAUACGGGGCUGGGACCUCAGGAGCAUGCAUGUGGUGUACACGAUAGAGAACGCCCAUGGUCAGCUGGUGAGGGAUAUAGACUUCAACCCCAACAAGCAGUAUUACUUGAGCAGUUGUGGGGAUGACUGCAGAGUGAGAUUCUGGGAUGUCAGGAACCCCAGCGAGCCCCUUAAAGUUCUGUCUGAUCACUCACACUGGGUGUGGUCAGUAAGGUACAACCAUUUCCAUGACCAGUUGGUUCUGUCGGCAAGCAGUGAUAGCCGAGUAGUCCUCAACAAUGUGGUCACGUUAUCUUCCGAGCCGUUUGGCCACCUGGUGGAGGAAGACGACAACAGUGAGGAUGAAGAAGAGGUCAAGGAGGGAACAAGGGAACCAAUUGAGGACAGUGUCCUAGCAACAUAUGAAGAGCAUGAAGAUAGUGUUUACGCAGUGGAAUGGUCAACAGCUGACCCUUGGGUGUUUGUCUCCCUUAGUUACGACGGUCGUGUUGUUAUCAACAGAGUGCCAAGAGCGGAAAAAUACAAGAUUUUGUUGUGAAUUUGCACUCAGUUUGAAUCAGCAUACUUCCUGAGUGAAUGCAGAUGUAACUUAAGUAAGGCGUAUAUCAAUCUUGAGUGCACAGAUUGAUUGCAGACAGUUGUAUCUGAUGGAGUGACACUGUUGAAUUUGAACCAAUAAUCUCUUAGGCUUUAAAGCCACUACACCAAACAAAAAUUUCUUUUGGCUCAGGUUGAACCUGUUUGUUUACCUUGUUGCAGUCAGUUGGAGUCUGUGUUCUUUAAUGUUAUGAAGAGAAACACAAAACUGUUGCAUUGGUUGCACAUAGAGGGGCAACCCUGUCGAGAUUUGAACCAAUGAUGCUUGGAAUCAUUGUCUCUGCCUCUACCUCUAGACCAAGGGGAAAUAGCCUUAUUUCCCCAUCAGACAAACUAUGAAAAAGUUUUGUCACUAAGUACAGUGAUUUGAGUACAUUGACUUGUACAUUUGGUCCACCUUGGUGGACUCGGAAACUAGAGGCUAGACAUCCCCUAAAUACCACUCUGGACCCACUUUCACAAAACAUCGUAAAUCUGUUUUUCACAACUUUUCUCAUCAACGAUGACGCCUUUGUGAAAGUGUUCUUUCUUAGAGCAAAGUUACGUUCUCAGUCCUUUAUAGAAAGUCACAUAAAAUGUUAUGCACUGUUAUGAAAGUUAAAUUUCUGUAACGCAUGGAAGUUUCAAGAUUUUAUUAGAUGGAAAUUUAAUGGCAUGAAACGUAAUUGUUUAAAUCUCUGCCCCGAGUUCCGAAUUUGCAGGAGUGAAUCCAACUCUAUCUGGGGGCCUCCGUGGCUCAGUCGGUUAGUGCGCUAGCGCAGCGUAAUGACCCAGAAGCCUCUCACCAAUGCGGUCGCUGUAAGUUCAAGACCAGCCCAUGCUGCCUUCCUCUCCGGCCGUACGUGGGAAGGUCUAUCAGCAACCUGCGGAUGGUCGUGGGUUUCCCCCGGUCUCUGCCCGGUUUCCACCCACCAUAAUGCUGGCCGCCGUCGUAUAAGUGAAAUAUUCUUGAGUACGGCGUAAAACACCAAUCAAAAAAAAAAAAAACUCUAUCUGCGUCAGCUUUAGUUUAAAAGACAGCAGGUUUCUCAGAUAUCUGGUGAAGUGCAGUAGUUUACUCUGCUGUCUGGUUUCCUCCACUCACAAAACUCGAAUAAAAAUUUAUUAGUUUGACAUGAAACAUCUCUUAAGUCAGGAAAUAAAAGUAAGCUUUGUCAUUGUUGCUGUUAAUACUUGUACAGUGUUGUCCCUCAUGCAUU